AUGGAGGUCGUGGAUGAGGCGCGGAGCUUCGUGCAGGCAAAGAUGCAGAGCCGCGUGGCGCUGCUCCGGGCGAAGACGCGGAGGUUGCAGCAGAUCAACGACGCGCCUGUACCGCCGGAGGCUGAGAUGGCUCCAGAAGUGUUGCUUCCUCGGCGUGAGCUGCAGCUUUGCCCUGUGAGAGAAGGAAGGGCAUCAAGAAGAAGAGCUCCACGUCCAGUGUUGGCCUUCUCUUUUCGCCACCCACCGCCUGCACCUGUGGUGCUGGACGCCGAUGGCGCUGUCCGGCGUGGACUGAGUGCCCGGCGUGGGGACGUGGGGCAUGUGGAACCAUGGAGGAGGAGUUGCGGUUUGCAGAGCUGCAACGCCUGGGCGCCAUGGCCACCGUAUGUCGGAUGCGAAGGGAAGGCCUAUCACUUCCUCCGUGCCGGUUUUUUUCUGGAUGAUUCUGACGAGGAGGCGGAGCCUGGCAGGCCCAAGUUGGUCUCGCGCGAAUCGACCUGGGAGAGUAUGGGCUACAGCGGUCUUCUGGGGAAUGAGUCGAGGCAAGCUUCCAAGUCCGAGCGUGGCAGCAUUGAGGAUCACGCGGAGGGUGUGGCCAGGUUAGCCUUUUCCUCGAUGCGGAACCACCAGGAGGAGGAGAGCAGCUUUGGAUCAAAGGACCCGCCCUUGUGCCACCUGGAGGAGGAACCGCAUGUCGCCCGUCGUAUCUCCUCGGAUGAGCAUACCAAGUGGAGGUCGAGCUUCAACCGAUUUCGACAUGAUGGAGAGAUCCACCGGGACGAUUUGGACAAAGCUUUGGCGCAUUGUGGCUUUGAUGAUCGCCGGGGCACGUUGAUCAUGGAAGCGUUGGAGUCGGUCACGCUUUAUGCCGCCCUGAGCCGAGACGAGUUCAUGCAGUUCGUUUGCCUCUACGAGUCUCGGCUGCACGAGCUCUACCGGGCGGAGUUCCUGAAGUAUGAGCGUGGACCAGGAACGAUGUCUGUCGAAAGCCUUCCUCUCUUGCUUUCAGAGCUGGGUCUGGAGCCACGUCGAGUGGUCAUUGAGGAGCUGCUGCAGGAAGUGUGUGGAGCCAAGCCCGGCUCUCUGGAGUUUCGAGAUGUGGCGGCCGUGAUGGAACUCCUGCGUGCGCGGGAAGGUUUCCUGGUGGAGGAACUGGAGCGCUUUCGGGCCGUGUUCCAAGACUUCGAUUCCGACGCCUCCGGGGACAUGUCCGCCGCGGAGCUGGGAAGUGCGUUAUCCUGGCUUGGCUUCCCCUAUACCAAUGAGAAGGUGCAGAGCCUCUACAAGCAAAGCGACAUGAACGGGAAUGGCGUCCUGAGCGAGUCGGAGUUUGUCAUUUGCCUUCGGCAUAUCCAAGAUGCCGAGCUCAGCACCAUCCGACAGGUGCUGCGCCGGUCCCCGAGCGACGGCCACAUUUCCUCGGUGCGGGAGCUUGAGGUGCUCCUGAUGACACUGGGUUACCAAGCUUCUGCUCCAGCCUUGGCCGACGCCAUGCAGGAAGCGAAGCUUUGCCCUCCGAAGAUGGAUCCCGAACAACUCCAGGAUUUGGCGAUACACAUGGACAUGGAUGCGGUUUGCUUGCUGCUCCAUUGCCUGCGCAAUCGCGAAGGCUUCACCGAUGCGCAAAUGAACGAUUUGAGACGAGCCUUCCAGAAGAACAAGCAGGAGGAGACCGACAGGAUUUCCACCUCCAACCUCCACAAGGUUCUUCGCUGGCUUGGCCACUGCUAUUCGUUCGACCGAGCUCAGCAAUUGAUUUAUGAGGCUGAUGCUCAAGGUGAUGAAUUGGAUUUCACCACGUUCGUCAAGCUGGUGCGACGCUGCCGGAACUUCGACCGCCAGGCCGCCGUGGCGGCCUUCCACGAGGCCGAUGAGAGGCGCGCGUUGGGCCUUCCCGCCCUCCAAGAGGGCGACGAAGAUCCACGGAAGGGCUUCGUGAAGGGGAUGAUCCAGGUGGGCCCUGCCGCCAAUGAAUCAGAUAUCAGCCACUACUACAUCUUCUGGGCCUCCAACAAGCGCCUGCUGAACUUGAUCAUUUGCUUGCCAAAGGGCAUCUACGAGCACCACUUGGGCGAGGGUCAGGAGGGUGUGCCAAUCCCUCCUGGUGCCAACCAGCUGGUGGUGAAGACGUCCAAUGCUGCAGGCAUGAUGGAGGCGGGCGUCUCCACCUCCGUCUUUGACUUCUGGCGACCGCCCAUGCAUCAGCUUCUGAAGGGCCUUUUCAAGGGCUAGGGUUAGGGCCAGCCAUUCCUGGUUUUGCUUAGGGUGAUUUGUGUGUUUACUAUGGAACUCCCUUCGGGGGAUGAUGUUUUAUAAUCUUUUCUCCCGGUUCCUGAGGCAAAUCCAGCUCUAGCAGGCGAAAGCGCAAGAGCAGAUCACCUCAUAGAGAUGGCGCAUGACAUGAGCACAAGAAUCACAGAGAGGUGGUGAACAUACCCCGCGAAGCGGCGAAGCUUCUGC
Messenger RNA from Durusdinium trenchii, 2460 nucleotides. Lineage: Eukaryota; Dinophyceae; Suessiales; Symbiodiniaceae. The record is from the annotation of a GenBank genome assembly.